UGGGAACGAAAGUACCAAUAUUUCCAACAUGGCGGUGACGUUGUAUGCUUUUCUUGAAGCGAUGUUGCUUCUCGUUAACGCAGUUGCCAUUCUAAACGAGGAAAGAUUCUUAUCAAAAGUAAUUGGCUGGGCCCGUGACCAGAUAAACCAGUCUCAAGGAUUCGGUCAUGAAGAAAAGGGAAUCAAACAACAGAUAGCAAAUUUAGUGCAUGCCGUGAGAACUGUUAUGAGAGUGCCGCUUAUUUUUCUCAAUGGCUUAGCGAUAGUAUUGGAAUUGUUAUUGGGAUGAAGUCUAGUCAAUGAAAUGAACAGUAAUGUACACGAAUAGAAAUGAACGGCUCUAUUGGAAAAAAUAAUAUGACUUCGUUUUGUACAGAAAGAACUUUAAUAAUUGUAAUGAUACAUCAAAGAGAAUCGUAUGUACAAGGAUGUA
Messenger RNA from Xenia sp. Carnegie-2017, 433 nucleotides. Its product is annotated as immediate early response 3-interacting protein 1-like. The record is from RefSeq and is a predicted model, not a curated record. NCBI's taxonomy places the organism in Eukaryota, Metazoa, Cnidaria, Anthozoa, Malacalcyonacea, Xeniidae. Gene Ontology annotation, biological process: endoplasmic reticulum to Golgi vesicle-mediated transport. Gene Ontology annotation, cellular component: endoplasmic reticulum membrane; Golgi membrane; COPII-coated ER to Golgi transport vesicle. The coding region runs from base 29 to 289 and encodes 86 amino acids. The transcript has 3 exons.